GAGGAGGAAAUCAACCAUCGGACUGAGAAGGAAAAUGAGUUCGUCCUCUUGAAAAAGGAUGUGGACGAAGCUUACAUGAACAAGAUCGAACUGGAAACGCGCUUGGAAUGCCUGACAGAUGAGAUCAACUUCUUGAGGCAGAUGUAUGAUGAGGAACUGCGUGUGAUGCAGUCUCAGAUCAACGACACCUCUGUGGUUCUCUCUAUGGACAACAACCGUAGCUUGGACCUGGAUGGCAUCAUCGCUGAGGUCAAAGCACAGUAUGAAGACAUUGCCUCCAGGAGCCGGGCUGAGGCAGAGAGCAUGUACCAGACCAAGUACGAAGAGCUCCAGACCGCGGCAGGCAGGCAUGGAGAUGACCUGCGCAGCACCAAGAACGAAAUCAACGAUCUCAACAGGGUGAUUUCCCGGAUACAGGCAGAAAUUGAGAGUCUGAAAGGCCAGCGUUCUAACAUGGAAAAUGCCAUUGCUGAGGCUGAGGAGCGUGGGGAGAUGGCGGUCAGGGAUGCUAGUGCCAAACUAGCGGAGUUGGAGACUGCCCUCCAGAAGGCCAAGCAGGACAUGGCUCGCCAGCUGAGGGAGUACCAGGAACUCAUGAAUGUCAAGCUGGCCCUGGACAUCGAGAUCGCCACCUACAGGAAGCUGCUGGAAGGAGAGGAGAGCAGGCUGGAAACAGGGAUGCGGAACCUGAGCAUCCAGACCAAAACAACAGGCUAUUCCGGUAGCCUUUCGAGUGGCUUCAGUAGCUACGGGGGUGGAUACAACUCCUCCUACUCGAGUGGUGGGUACUCCACCAGUUCUUCUCCUCUGGAGAGCUCCAUCACCACCAAGUCAAAGGCCAUCGUUAUCAAGAAGAUCGAGACCCGGGAUGGAAAGCUUGUGUCCGAAUCCGCCGAUGUGCUAUCUAACUGAGCUGUUAUUGCAUACAAUGUGAAGAACCCCUCUUAAGUGCCUUUGUCCAAAGUGCCUCCCCUACUGUAGUCAAGCUGAAAAGCCUCUAGGAGAAAUGGGAUGGAGGCAAGCAGGGAAGGGUGGAGAAACACCUUUCCUCUCUUACCUCUCACCUUUCCUCUCUUUCCUCACCUUUCUCCGAGAUGCCAGAUGUAAUUUACAAGUACAGUCUUUCUGUUUCUGUCCCCUGUCUCUUCUCUACAGAGAAAGCGAUAUGUGCCUUGGUUUUGAUCUGCCCAAAAACUAGGGGUUGACCAAACAUCCAGGAAUGUUAAACAAAACCAAAAACCAAAUCCUCCGCUGGGAUGCCGUUGUGCCUUUAACUGAACUUUGCCUGCUCGUUUCUUUGUCGCAGGCAAAGCUGGUGAGAACUCUUUGUCUGUGAUUAUUCCCAAGAUAGUCCUUUCAAUGUUUCUGAAAUCAUGUUCUAGAUAAACUCUCAAUCUUUGACCCAGGUAGGGAGGGCUGGAAGGAUUUGGUUUUGCUUGACCCUUUAGAGACCCACAUGUAGACCGGAUGAAUGUAGCUAGCUCCCCCAAUUCCCGUAAGCUGUGUGAUAAUGGCUGAUCUCACUCCAAAGGGAACAACAGGUUUACAGACAUGCAGAAAUGGGUACCUUCAUUUGCUGGUGUGAGUCCAGAGCGAAGGGAUCCAGCCAGCCGUGGGCAUAGCUUCUAUGUCCGUGGUGGCGAACCUUUGGCACUCCAGAUGUUAUGGACUACAAUUCCCAUCAGCCCCUGCCAAUUGGCCAUGCUGUCAGGGGCUGAUGGGAAUUGUAGUCCAUAACAUCUGGAGUGCCAAAGGUUCGCCACCACUGUUCUAUGUGAACACAUUUUGAACAAGCAAUUCUUAAAAUGUUCUGUUUUCAGGGGGAGCCAUUUCUACACAGACUGCUCUGCUCAGGAACCCCUUGUAUGCGCAGAGGAUUCUGGGCUACUUUCUCGGCUGUGUGCCUUUGAAACGGGCCUCAUGUUUACCCUGUGUGAACUGAUCGGUGGCAUUAGAUGUGUGGUAUUUCAGAAUUCCCUCCUGCCUGUGCUGCGGUUCUUUGCACUGGGAAAUCAGAGGGAACUUUUUGGUGGACGUGUGUCACUGUUAUAAGUCCGACUAAAGUUCAUGCACCAGAGGUUGAGGGGCUGCAUCUCUCCCAGAUCCCAGCUUCCUCUUGGGUGUAAGAUCACAGUGGGGCUGAACAUCUGACCACCACUGGCUAUGCCCCAGAUGUUACCAUCACUGCUGCUCCAUUGGCAAUCAAGCUUUCUCUUGUUAUAAAGGGGGAGGGGAAUCCAUUUGUUCUUGUCCACCAUUACUCUUUGUGCAAUGGGUGAAGUCAAGCUUACCUGAAGGGUGACUGGCUCUUAUGCACGUUUGCCCAGAAGUAAGUCCUACCAACGUCCAAGCGUAAGGGUGCGGAGGCCUGCAGCCUUGGCAUCUCACUCUUUUUAAUCUCUCCAACACGCAAGGAACAGACAAAUACUGACUCACCCCAAGAGGCAACUGAAAAGUAUCCGCAGUCCAGGACUACAAAUAGCAACAAGUCUAGAUUUCCUAGGUUCGCCACCACGGCCCUAGGUUGAGGAAAGCUGCCCUCUAGGCAACUAGCAGUGGAAGCUUGACAGUUCCCGCUAGGACCGUGGUUCUCAACCAAUGCCGCAACCCUUUAAUACAGUUCCUCAUGUUGUGGUGGCCCCCAACCCUAACAUUUAUCCAUUUUACAGAUGGAGAACACUGAUGCAGAGAGUCUUGAAGGGUCGAUUCUACCGCCCCCAAAGGGGUCCCGACCCACAGGUUGAGAACCACUGCGCUAGGGAGAGGCAUGGGUGAGCUAGCAGUAGAGUUGAUAAAACUGUUCUCAAUGUGUCAUCCCCUCUAGAUGCCCCUGUGAACUAUUCUUACAGCAAAGCUUCAGAACCAUAACUGUGAACAUUUUUUUUUCUUUUUGGCUGCAAGGAUAGGUAAGAGAGCACACAGGGAUCAGAUCCGACAGCACACAGGGUCAAUGCAGUUUACAGUGCAAACUUGAGCAGGUCUACUCAGAAGUAAAACUCACUCUGAACAUGAUGGGACUCGUGCCGUCAAUUGCAGCUUUGAUUCUUGCUUUCUGUUGCAAUUCUCUUAAUGCUGCGCCCCUUAUCUGUUUUGUGUAGUCAAAAGGGAUCGAGCGUUCAGCAGAACUUGUUCCAAGUUUCCACAUCCUGGGUGGGGCCCCAAAUGCGAAACGACCUGUGAAUUUUUUCAAGACCCGUUUUGAUUUAAAGUUGUGCCUCUAAUCUUUCUUUUUGAAAUUGCCUUGGACCCUUUUUUCCCCACUCUUGCCAGGUUAUGGGUAAAAAGAGGAAAAUGUUGGAUCUUGGUGCCAAGGAGCUUUUCAAAAAGCUUUGGAGAAAAUUAAAUGCUUAUCUUUUGAGACACAUUCCAAAAACCCGAUUCUGUGUGCUGGUUUACUCAGAAGCAAGUCCCACUUCAAUCAAAUGGGUUUUACUUCUAUGUAAGAAUGCCCUCGAUUGUAGCCGUCGGGUAUUAUUCUCAGUGUUGGCUUUCCAAGUCCCAAAGCCUCAAUUUCACUGGGACGUAUUCCUGAAUAAAUGGGCACAAGUGAUAAAUGGUCUUAAAACUCUUAGCUUAAGCUUCUCUUUAAAAACAAAAACCGGGAACUGUGGCUUAGUAAACUGACAUGUCUUUUUGUUCUGUGUUCUCAAAUUGUGUCUGUGCAAAGGUUGGCUGUCACGUUCUCCCUCCUGACACCUUGCUCAAUAAAAACUUAUUAAUUACAAAA
This is a messenger RNA of Sphaerodactylus townsendi, 3727 nucleotides long. Its product is annotated as keratin, type II cytoskeletal 8-like. The record is from RefSeq and is a predicted model, not a curated record. The transcript is spliced from 8 exons. The coding region runs from base 76 to 912 and encodes 278 amino acids. NCBI's taxonomy places the organism in Eukaryota, Metazoa, Chordata, Lepidosauria, Squamata, Sphaerodactylidae.